Molecule: messenger RNA, 1530 nt
Organism: Penicillium pulvis
Lineage: Eukaryota; Fungi; Ascomycota; Eurotiomycetes; Eurotiales; Aspergillaceae
Product: cytochrome P450
Exons: 5
Coding region: 1-1530 (509 amino acids)
Molecular function (GO): monooxygenase activity; heme binding; iron ion binding
Source: RefSeq, a predicted model, not a curated record
AUGGGUCUCGCAAACGUUUUGUCACUGUUGACAGUGACCAAUCUCCUUACAGCUUUUGUUGCAUACAUCCUGCUUAAGUUUGUGUACCAGAUUGUCUACUAUCGCUUCUUCCACCCUCUUUCGGCCUUCCCUGGUCCCUUCUGGGCGUCUGUGACCCGACUUUGGAUCGCGAAGCAGAACUUGCAGGAGACAGAGUACUUGACCUGCCAUGAGCUUUCGAAGAAAUAUGGACCGGUGGUUCGAAUUACCCCCACGUUGCUGCUGGUCAGCGAUCACUCUAAGCUUCCGGACGUCUACCACCGCAAUGCCGACAAGACCGGUCACUACAUCACUGGCAGUUUCGGAGAGACUGAAAGUCUGUUUAACAUGAGAUCACACAAGACGCACUCCGUGUUCAGGAAGCACAUUGCUGGACCUUACAGCUUCACCAGCAUCAAGCGCAUGGAACCAUUGAUCGACGCCCGGAUCAAAGAAUGGAGUACUAAGCUCGACGACACAUUCGCCAAAACCGGCGAGUCCUUUGACUUUGCCUGGUGGGCAGUCUAUAUGGCCUACGACAUCAUCAGCGAAAUCGGCUUCGGCGCCCCCUUUGGCUUCAUAGAAAAAGGCGAAGACAUCGGUGGCCUAAUUCAAGGCUUCCACGACGGCCUCCCAGCAUUCGGUCUCCUCGCCCGCCUCCACCCCUUUACAUCCUGGCUCAAGACAACCUUCCUCAAAAAAUACCUCGUCGCCACACCCGCCGACGACUCAGGAAUCGGAGUCCUUAUGCGCUUCCGCGACAAGCUGAUCAGCCAACGCAUCAAAGACAACAACUCCGAGAAGGAAGCAAAGCGCGUCGACCUGCUCCAAAUGCUCCUCGAUGCUCGGACAGACGAAGAUAAGCCCCUUGAUCUAGAAUAUAUUCGCGCGGAAGUCCUUCUCGUACUCCUCGCAGGUGCGGAUACAACCGGCACCGCAUUCCAGGCUAUGAUACAUUUUUUGCUUGAGAGUCCCGCUGCUUAUACCCGGAUGAUGGAGGAGAUUGAUGCUGCGUCAAAAGCGGGUGUCCUUUCUGAGAUGCCGCAGUAUGAUGAGGUCCUUACGCAUCUCCCAUUUUAUGUGAGCUGUGUUAAGGAGACGAUGCGAUUGUGUCCCUCUGCUCCGAAUAUCUUCCCGCGGUAUGUCCCCGAGCCUGGGCUGGAGCUUUUCGGUAAAUUUGCACCGGCUGGUACGGAAAUUUCGUGUAACCCGUACCUUGUGCAUCGGGACCCGGCGCUGUAUGGCGAUGAUGCGGAGGAGUUCCGGCCUGAGCGCUGGCUGGAUGCUGAGCGGGCAAAACUGUAUAAUAAGUAUAAUAUGGCCUUUGGGUACGGAUCGCGGGGUUGUUUAGGGAAGGACAUUGCGAUGAUGGAGUUGAUGAAGGGUCCCUUGCAGUUCUUCCGUUCUUAUAAGCCGGAGCCUGUUGAGGGGAAACCCAAGGCCCAGUUUGUGGUUAAGGGUGGUGUUGGGUAUUGGAAAGAUGUGUGGUUGACUAUCUCGAAGCGCGAGUGA